AUGCAGGACCCCUGCCGAGCGGCUGAGCGGCCGAGAGUUGCUGAAUUGCUGAGCUUGUGCACUUUGCUGCCCUCGUCGCCGUCAACAACAACAGCGAAACGCGCUCCGGCAAAUGCCGAGAUCCGCAGCACCCAAAAGAGCCGGGUCCUGGGGUCAACUGGCUUCCAGUCACGUGACCCACCACGUGUUCUCAUCUCGACUGCUCGACUGCGAUCCGACUCGGGCCACCACCACACGGGCGGCGGCCGCCCACCAACAUCCACCAGCGAAGUCGGCGCCGUCUUUGCCUGCGAGUUAGACUCUGCUAUGCUCGUCGUGCGUGCCACCCGCCAGCUCACACCAGUCCCCCUCCUCCGCCCUUCCCUUCACCUCACUGCCCGGUCCUACGCCGCCACAGCCACCAGCAAGCGUAUCCCCCCCGCAAUGGACACCGACCUCCAGUACACGCCCGAGCGCGGCGACGAGCUCCGCGCAAACGUCCAGGACGUCCUCGCCGAGCUCAAGGCAGCCGCUCCCGCUGGAUCUGACCCCCGCCUCGUCGCCAUCUCCAAGAUCAAGCCCGCCUCGGACAUCCAGGCGCUCUACGACGCCGGCCACCGUCACUUUGGCGAAAACUACAUCCAGGAAUUGGCCGACAAGGCCGUCAUCUGGCACCGAGAGGAGCCAGACGAGCCAGAGCGAGCCAGAGUGGGAGGGGUGUGUCAGAGGCCUGCCCGGCUCCCCAAGGACAUCCAGUGGCACUUUGUCGGCUCGCUGCAAUCCAACAAGGCCAAGCUCGCGACCGGCAUCGAGAACCUGUUCGUCCUCGAGACCCUCGCGACCACCAAGCUCGCCGACCUGCUGCAGAAACAGCUCGCGCCCACGGGCCGCACCCUGCGCGUCUACUUGCAGGUCAACACGUCCGGGGAAGACGCCAAGUCGGGCGUCGAGCCGCUGACGGCGGCUGACGCGUCGACACCGCUCGCGCUCCUCGCUGCGCAUGUGCGCGACGCGUGCCCCAACCUGACCAUUGCGGGCGUCAUGACCAUUGGGUCGUGGGACGCCAGCCACGCCGAGGGUGAGAACCCGGACUUUAUCGCGCUCAAGGGCACGCGCGGCCACCUGGCGGCCCUGCUCGGCGUGCCCGAGACGAGCCUCGAGCUGAGUAUGGGUAUGAGCUCGGACUUCGUAGAGGCCGUAAAGGAGGGAAGCAGCAGCGUGCGUGUCGGCACGAGGAUCUUUGGCGCGCGGCCCCGGAAGCAGUAG
Molecule: messenger RNA, 1245 nt
Organism: Apiotrichum porosum
Lineage: Eukaryota; Fungi; Basidiomycota; Tremellomycetes; Trichosporonales; Trichosporonaceae
Exons: 4
Coding region: 1-1245 (414 amino acids)
Cellular component (GO): intracellular anatomical structure
Molecular function (GO): pyridoxal phosphate binding
Source: RefSeq, a predicted model, not a curated record